AUGGGCUGCCUCGGCCGCUGCCUCACGCAGCACUGCGCCCGCUCGCCGGCCCUGCAGGUUUUGGGCCUCGUCCGCUCCCGGGCUUUGCCCUCCUCCCGCGCCACCAGCGACCGCUCGGCUUCCUCAGCCCCGGGCCUCCCCACGUUUCGCACCCCCUGUUGGGGCUGGGCCUGGCCAAGAGCCGCCUCCCGCAGCCAAGCGCCGCCUCGCUUCCUCGUCAGCAGCGCCGCCGGGGCGGGGCUCUUUCCUUUUACCCCGGCGUCGGCCUUGAGCAGCCGCUUGUGCCACCACCUCAGCGGAGAAGAGUCCCAGGAAAUGCCCGCAGCCCCCCGGCCAGACUACGAGAGCGAGGACGAGAUGGAGCCCCGCACCCCGAUGGACGCCGAGGCCGCCCUGGAGGGCAGCGGCAAGAAGCGCAAGGUAUCCGGGGAGAGGGAGAAGGGGAGAAGACGCCGGGCCGGCUGGGCCUCGUGGCCGCGAGUGGAGAGGCGAGCCGGGAGGAGGAGGAGCCAAAGGCGGCUUCUCUUCCUCAGCCGCGGCCUUCGGCGGCCGCGUAGUCGAAUUCUCCCUUCUCGGAAGCGCUAGAGCGCGUGGGGCAAGCCGCUGCCACGCGGCUGCCUUUAACAACGUGGGCCUCGCCAGUCUUGCUUCGCUCCUCCAACUCCCCCCCCCCACGCCGAAAUUAUUUAUUUUUUAAAAAACCAAGCACUCCUAAUCUUAUUUAUUUAUUUUUUUAAAAGGGGAAGUGCUUCUUCACGCAGCGCAUAGUUUGUAACUGCGGGGCUCGCGCUCUCAGGAGGCAGUGAGGAUGGCCGCCAACUUGGAUGGCUUUCUGAGAGGAUUAUGCAACGGGAGGAUAAAGCUAUCCAUGGCUACUGGGCAUGAGGGCCAAGCUCGGCCUCCCCAGUUGGAGGCAGCGGCGUUUCUGAAGGCCGGUUGCUGGAAACCACGGGAGGAGAGAGCGCCCUUCUUGUGCUCCUGCUCUGUUCCCUGGUUUCCCGGGGGUGUUUCCUUGGCCACUGUGUGAGCAGGAUCCUGGACUAGAUGGGCCAUUGGCCUCAUCCAGCAGGCUCUUUAUGCUCUUAGUUACUUGCGUGUAAUUCGAAAGAUGCAUGGUUGAGCUGCAUUGUAGUGUAAGCAGUACGUUAUUAUUGUUCAUUAAGUUUGUUAUUCACUUUAUCUUGCCAAACAAGCAAACAACCCCCCCACAUAGAUACAUUAAAGCCAGGGUGAGGGUUACAUAAUAGAAAAUCCCAUCUACUUCUAAAAGGCAACAGAAGUAUGCCUCACUGAUCACAGUGGGACUUUACAUAAGGAUGUAAUGCAUACAAACACAAUGAACUGCAUGGCUUCGAAUAAUAUUGGGGGAAAUGUGUUUUCCAUGUUUCCAUGCCGGGGAGGGGUAGUUAUGCCUGUGCAUAUUAAUUUGAGGUUGUUUGUUUAUUGUAGAAGGAUAAAAAAGAUAAAUCUAAAAAGCAUAAAAUGAAAAUUAAAGAAACACCAACAGAGGAGAAUGAACUGUCUGAUACGGAAUUGGAACCACCCAAACCAAAGAAAAGUAAGAAAAAGAAAGAAGUUUUUGAUGACAUUGAAGUCAUAAUUGCGGAACACAAUACAACAUCCUCCGCCACUAAUGGGGUUGGCAAGUCAAAAAAGCAGGGUAAUGCUGAAGAAUCAAAUACGGAAUGUGAGAGUGACCAAGAUCAGGUGAGAUGAUACCUUCAGACCUACCUUUCAUUUUGUAUACUUAAUUUCAAUGGAAUUUCAGUGCAGAAGUUGGGAAAGGUAAGUGUAUCAACCCAUGUACUGAGACAAGGUGUAGUCAUAAUUCCUUUUCCAAGCACAAUUCAAAGUGUUGAUACUUAAUUUUUGAAUCCUUAACAUGGUUUGGGACUUGAAUACAUGAAGGAAUUCCUUUCUGUGUUUCCAUGCCCGGGGGCUUAGGUUAUCUGUUAUCAUUGUGCCAUCACCUGAAAUGUAGAUUGCAUUGAGAAAAAGUACCUCCUUGGUGUGACAGAACUUUAUAAUCAUUUUGUCACCAGAUGAAGACUUUUUAAACUUCUCCCAGACUCUUUAGGUUCCAAGUUUCAACUGUUUCAAUUACUUAUAUCAAUUGCUGGUUUUAAUUGUCAUGUUUCAUUUUUUGUUAUUGUAAAGACUUUACGGUGGUGUUUUGUUGUGGGUCACCUUGGGAAACAGCAUUUAUUUAAGAUAUUGCCUGAAGGGAAGUAUAGAUGAAAUAAUAAUAAUUAAAAGUAGAAUGUUUCCCAGUCUAGUCCACACAUCUGUUUUCCAGCAUUGGAAAGUUCUGUCCAAAUAUUCCAUACAUUGGAGAUGCAAGGGCAUUUUGUUAAUCUUGGGACUUCCAAGUGCACAGACCCAAGGAUUUGGGUAAACAGGCUGAAGGUGUCCAUUUUCUGGGUUCAGUUUGAGGAUAAAGGGCCUUGUUCUUGUAGAUGCUAUGGCAAAAAAUACUCUAACGUAGGGGUGGCUAACUCCUAAAUUGACUGAAAUUACAGUAAAACACCACAGUAGGAAAAACAGUAACAUCAAGAUGAGUAGCACCAGACUCAUUUAAAAAGAGCUCAUCUGAUGUUUAAAAGGUUGACAAUGAAAAGACAUAAGAGUAAAUGUUUGGGGAGCAUCCGUAGCAAAAGUCCCACAAUUGAGGUGAUGCAGUCAAAAUGUCUGUGGUUGCUUUAGAAGGUGGGGUACCCAGAAGAAUGUCUCUAACACAGAACGCUGCUGUCAAUCCAUGUAAAUACUGAGAUAGAUGGACCAGUGCUCUGAUUCGCAAUGAUGUAGCUUCUGAUGUUCAUAACAUACAUCAAGUUUGGAGGCUACCAGACUUUGUAUGAGGAACUUAAAAUAAUUUCCUUUCACUUGGUUCCCAUUCAAGUAUGUAAUGCAGUCUCUGAGCCACAUCAUCAGUGUUUUGCCCUUGUUUAGCUGUUCUGUUGAUAAAUUAUGUCUGUUGACAAUGUAAUUUCAAUAUAAUAGGCUUGCUGUAAGUGUUUUGUACUGAGGUUUCUGUUCUUUUCUUGUUUAUCUAUACUACAAGUUUAUGAGAGCCUUAUGUACAGGAUAUCUUUGUCCUUAUUUCCCCCCAAGAUGUUUGAAUCUGUGAAAACAUUUACCAGAUAUAUUAAACAUUUUUCCUUCCGGCACUUCUAUCACUUUUUGGAAUAUUUUAAAUUGAUUUUCUAUAACUAAUCUUUUGCAUUAAAAAAAUCCCAACAGGAAUUGACUGAAGAGCAAAAGGAAGGAGACUUUGCCAACUUUAAUCUCUCUAAAGCAACAAUUGACCUCCUCAAAGGUAUGUUCUUUAAAUGUUUACAGUCUGAAGCAGAACACUCCUCUUCCCCCCCCUCCCUGCCCAUUUUCAUCUUGCUCUCACCAGGACUGGUUAUUUCAUUAUGUCUUAGAAUAGUGGCUGAGCAAUAGUAGAUGAGAUUCCAUGUAAGUACAGAAUGAUGCACAUUGGAACAAUAGUCAAAAUUUACAAAUACCCUGAUGCAUUCUAAUUUGGCUGUGAACACCAAGGAGAGAGAUCUCAGAAUCAUAGCUGAAAACAGCUUGGUAUACAGUGACAAUGAAAAAAAAAGCAUAUUUGAUACUGAGACUAGAAAAUAAAAUGGGAAUGAAAAUUUCAAUAUAAUAACCAAACCGUUUGUCUAAAAUGCCAGUUCUAGUAAUUCUAUGUGUUUUUCUUUAAAAAGAAGUUGACUUAAUGCAUACAAACCUUUCACACCUUUUUAUGGUGGCUAUGCAGUGGUAAAGCCUCACAAAAUCUAACACAAAUAAAUUAUAUAUAUACAACUGUAAUGUCAUUUAAUUAUGGAAACCUUAACACACCUGAUGAAAAUGACAAAUCAGACAGCUUCUAAACAUUUUAGACCCAUUUUUAGAUCAUAAUUAUUCUCUCCAAACUGCAGCUCCACCUGAGAAUUACCAAACUCUUCUAAAUUAAGUGAUUAGAUUACAGUUUUGUAAUAUUUCUUGUAUACUUCUCUGUGUGGUUCUUCCCCACCCUGAUCAUUCUUGUUUCUAUCUUUCAGUAUUUGAAAAUAUUUUAAAAUUCUGUUUGGAAUUCUUUACAUGAUUAAAUUUUUUGUAUGAGAAUUUCUCUGUGUUAAUUCUUGAGCAUCCAGUGCAAGUUGACUGACUAGAUUCAAUUAAGAGAAAAAGAGAAAAUUUCUUACACGACUCAAAAUGCAUGACAUUCAUUGCUUAAAUUACUAAUUUAGAUAACUUUGAAGAGAGGUUAGACAAAUUCAUAGGUGGCCAUCAGCUACAAUAAUUAAAUGCAGCCUCCAUUUUAAAGAGGCAAUAAACCCCUGAUUACUAAAUAAUAAAGAUAAACAAAGCAGUCAUCACAUUUGCGUAUAGCAAAAGCUUCUGGCUAGGGAAGUACUAUUAGACAAAAUGCUUGACUAGUAGUACCUUGAUCUACAUUGGAAAUGUAAUUAGCAACAUAUUCAAUGAAGCUUCACAUCUGUUUCCUCCAAUUUUUAAAUAAAAACACUUGAAUUACUUUCAUGCUAUGAAUUGGGUUAUUUUCAUAUAAGCAAUUGUCAGCUGUUGAAUAAUGAUGAUUUUACAUCUUUCUAUAUAAAAGCCUUAACUGUAUUCUUCCACAGCCCGUGGAGUUACCUACCUGUUUCCAGUUCAAGUAAAGACUUACAAGCAUAUUUCUGAUGGCAAAGAUGUGAUAGCCCAAGCUCGGACUGGAACUGGGAAAACCUUCUCUUUUGCCAUUCCUUUAAUUGAAAAACUUCAGGGAGAUCCCCAGGAAAGAAAAAGAGGCCGCACACCAAAGGUGAGUGAAACUGACUUAUGCUUCUUCCCCCUUCCCUUCUGCCACCCCCACAUGCCCCCAGAUGUGCUCCACAAAGUUGGGAGACCCUCCAGAGCAGAUUGGGCAGGUAGGAGGAGGAGAUUUUCACCUAUGCAGCUCUGAAUAUCUCCCACCAUGUAUAAUAGUGUAUGUUCAAGUAAAAAUAAACUUGCAAAAAUUCUGAAGAUUUAAAUAAAAGGAUAUUUCAGCCCAUACUUUUACAACACUCAAAUAACACUAACUGCAUUUCAACCAAAUUGUUUAGGUUUUGGUCCUCACUCCAACCAGAGAGUUGGCAAUGCAAGUAGCCAGAGACUUCAAAGAUGUCACAAGAAAACUCACUGUGGCUUGCUUCUAUGGAGGAACAGCAUACAAUGGACAACGUAAGAAAUCACAACAGUGUUUUUUUUGCGGUAGUAGCACUUUAAAAAAAGAAAGAAAGAAGGUUAUCUGUGUGAUUGAGGAGAAAACAAUUAAAAUGUGAAGAAAUAGUGUUACCUUUAGAUUAGGCUCUAUUAUUGCUUGUUACAUAAAUGUUAGCAUUGGUGGUGUGUUAUUAGGUGCUAAAGACACAUUCACUCUAUAUCCCUGCUUUUAAAAAGUACUUUUUUAAAAAAACGAAGUGGUACUGGUCCCCCUUUCAAACAAAACAGAACACAACAGUCUGAAGUAAAGUCAAACCUCGGCUCCCGAAUGCCUCCGUUACCAUACAUUUCGGCUCCCGAACACUGAAAACCUGGAAGUAAGUGUUCUGGUUUUCAGACGUCUUUUGGAAGCUGAAUGUCCAAUGCCAAUCAAAAGCUGUGCCUUGGUUUUUGGAUGGUUUUGAGAGUCGAACAGGCUGCCGAAACUGAUUACGUUCGACAACCGAGGUUUGACUGUACUUCACUGUUUCACUUUUCUUGUGUUCAAAGGUGUGUGGUGAAACUUGAAAGUUACCUAUAGGAAAUCAGUGUUGCUUAAUAGCUAGGAAGGGAUAUCAAAAACUGAAGAAAAUACAGUGGUGCCCCGCAAGACGAAUGCCUCGCAAGACGAAAAACUCGCUAGACGAAAGGGUUUUUCGUUUUUUGAGCUGCUUUGCAAGACGAUUUUCCCUAUGGGCUUGCUUCAAGUUUGUUUCCUUUUUCUUAACACCAUUAAUACAGUUGCGACUUGACUUGGAGGAGCAACUCAUAGAACGCGGUGUGGUAGCCUUUUUUGAGGUUUUUAAAGACUUUGGUGAUUUUUGAAGCUUUUCCAAAACUUUCCUGACACCGUGCUUCGCAAGACGACAAAACUCGCGGAACGAAUUAAUUUCGUCUUGCGAGGCACCACUGUAAUUACAGCUCCAUCCUAUGUAUUUUUACUUAGGUGGAACUAACUUCCACUGUAUUCAGUGCAGCUCAUUCUAAGGUUAAGUAAGCAUAGGAUGGCUGCCUUAGAUUAUAUCUUAAAGCAAAGGGAUUAAUGGAAGCACUGCCAAAUGUAUAUUAAAGUUACACAUUUUGGAGAGUAGCAUGCAUGAAGAUUUGGGGCGCUACCAAAGUAGUUCCUGCAAACUUUAGAACAUUGUCGUAGAUAUAAUCAUGUGUCACAGGAAACUGUUUUUGUAGAAAUGUGCUGCAGAGCUGUUUCAUCUUCACAUGGCACUUUUGUCACAAUUCGUGAAACUAAUUCUUCAGCAAUUUAAUACAUAAUCAACAUUAACUUUCCUUCUCAGUUGAUCUUAUGCGUAAUGGCAUUGACAUCCUGGUUGGGACUCCAGGUCGAAUUAAAGACCAUCUUCAAAAUAACAAAUUGGACAUUUCCAAUCUAAAGCAUGUUGUCCUGGAUGAAGUUGACCAGAUGUUGGACAUGGGAUUUGCGGAACAAGUAGAGGAAAUUUUAGCAUAUGCGUAUAAAAAAGGUAACUACUUCAUCUGUUCACCUGUAAUGGCAAGCCAUAGAGCUCUUUUGUAUCUGGAUCUGUUUGCUCAGCAGACAUUGUGCUGUCCACAUUAGUCUCUCACCUGAAUUGAAAGUACUGUGGAGGAUUGGUCAAUCUGUAGUGGAGGAUUAAAUUUGAAAGCAAUUUAGUCUUACUCUCUUUCAGUGUCAGAGGACUUUAAAUAUAAUUUGAGCCCAGUGCAUAAUAUAGCAUAUAAAUGAAAAAAAUGAGCUAUAUGUACAUUGGGUUAAAAUUAUUAUGAUACUUUAGUUUUAGAUUUAAAAGUUAUUUUUAAGUAUUUUGAAAUACCCAGUGUCACACAUUGCUUCUAAAAGGGAAUGAUGCUCUAUAAAGGUUUGGUAUGGGGUUGUGUUCCUAAUGGCAUUUCAAUAAUUUUUUUAAUUGGAGCUUAUUAAAACUAGAACAGGAAAAUGCUCACAAGUAAAGCAUGAGACACUGGAUAUACAAGAGAUGUGCAUUCAUUUGGGUUUCUAUUUUAUACUCUACAUCUGCUUCUGUUGAAUAGUAAUACCUUGAGUGCACAUGUUGAGAAUUAUCAGGAAGUAAGAGUGCACAAAUGUUAAUGUAAUUUCUUCUCUUAUUCUGAGUGGCGUUUUGCCUCUAUUAUGGAUACGAUGAUUAUAGAUUUUCCUGUAUUUUUAAUCAUGGAAUUUAGUUUAAUUGCUUUAACUUUGUAUGACACAAUAUUUGUUUUGUGUUAAAGAUUCUGAAGACAAUCCACAGACGUUACUCUUUUCUGCAACUUGCCCACAUUGGGUUUAUGAUGUAGCAAAGAAAUACAUGAAAUCUAGAUAUGAGCAAAUUGAUCUUAUUGGAAAGAAGACUCAAAAGACUGCAAUGAAUGUAGAAGUAAGUAAUUUCUUCCAGUGAAACAAGAUUAAAUUUGUGUGUACCAAGUGUAAUUCUUUUCUUUAAAAAGCAAGCAAACCCACAGUAAAGAUAAUUGGGUUGGAUCCAAAGUUGGUUAUACUUCGGUCAUACUGAAAUCAAUUUCAUUUAAGUCAUAACUUAUGGCCCACUCCUAGGCAUGUCAACUUAGAAGCAAGUCCUAUUGAAUUCACUGGGGCUUACUCCCAGGUAAACAGGGCUAAGAUUCCAGCCUAACUUGUACCAUUGAUUUCAGUGGGAGGAAUGUUCAACUAAUUUAGCCUUUAGUCAUAGCUUCUUUUAUUGCUAACCAGCAUUAAUUUCAUUUUCUGACAGCAUUUGGCUAUUGAAUGUCAUUGGUCCCAGAGAGCUGCAGUCAUUGGAGACGUUAUUCAAGUCUACAGUGGUAGUCAUGGACGUACCAUCAUAUUUUGUGAGACCAAAAAAGAAGCAACUGAACUGGCCCUGAAUGCCUCAAUAAAACAGGUGCAAUGACCCUCAUUUCUGUAAAGGAUUGCUACAAAUUCAACUUAGCUUGAGCUGACUGUGGGAAAGGGUGUCUUGCUUAAGUGGAUGCCAUUUUGGCAGUCUCACAGUGCAAGUAUCCUGUUUUCUGCAUGAAUGUAUUCAUGCAGCUAUGGAUAUUUUAGACAUCACACUUUUCAUGCAAAGGGGGGAAAAAUAGAAAAUGGGUAUGUCAGAAUUCAGGGAAAAUAUUCUCUUGCAUCCAAGAUCUGUCAGAGCUCAUUUAAAUUGCUUUUGGGGUGGGAAGGAAACUGAUCCUUGUCAUUUGUCACUUCUGCCAAUAAUCUCCCAUUAACUCUGUUUUAUGUACUUAGGAUGCACAGUCUUUACAUGGUGAUAUUCCACAAAAGCAGAGAGAAGUUACACUGAAAGGCUUUCGCAAUGGAUCAUUUGGAGUUCUGGUUGCAACCAAUGUAGCUGCCCGAGGUUUAGAUAUCCCAGAGGUUGAUCUGGUAAUACAAAGUUCACCACCAAAGGUAAAUUACUAGUUCCUAGUGGAAAGGAGAGAACCCCCUUUAAUUGUAUGUUCAUGUUGCAGGCCAGAGGUAGCUUACUUAAAGUGACAGAUAACAUUGGAGACCACAUGUAGUGUUUUGUGCAAUCUGUCUUUCAUUUUGCAUAACUAAACGCUCUUGCAUGUCAGUAAACGUGAAUGUUUGGCUUCUCUGUAGCUUUUUCAUAAGAUUAAUAUAAGCAUUUCCCACAACUUUUCAUUUGUGAAGGAUGUAGAGUCCUAUAUUCAUCGUUCUGGGCGCACAGGUCGAGCUGGCCGAACUGGGAUGUGCAUCUGUUUCUAUCAGCGCAAGGAAGAUUAUCAGCUGAGACAAGUAGAACAGAAAGCGGUAAUUAUCUUCUUCCAACAUUUUUGUGUCAUUUAUACGUUGGAUAUCUAAGCCGUUGGCAUGUGUCUCCAAGGGUGGCUUUUCACUUGAAUAAUAUACAUAUUCUUAUUCUUAACUUCAGGGGAUUACAUUUAAACGCGUGGGUGUUCCUACAGCAACGGAUAUUAUUAAGGCUUCCAGUAAAGAUGCUCUCAGGUACUUCAUUCUUUGUUUAUAUUUUGAACUUAAUGCAGUGUCCAGCGCAUGUCACGAGUUUCCAUUAACCAUAUCUGUCCAAGAUCAGAUCAGGAUAUUGACUUAAUGAAGACAGAUUACAGAUUCUGCUUCACAGCCUUCUAUUUUAGCUCACAAGAACAGUAGCACUGUUGCACAUUUUUGUUUCUUUGCAGCAUGAUAAUCAGCACUUUUGUCAGCUGUGGAGAGUAUGUAUGUGGGUGUGUACUGAUUUGAUCUGAAUUUGUCAGGAAAAACAAAAAAACAAAUUACUGGAGGCAUACGGGGAAGUUUGGGUGAUAAUCUAGGGGUUGCAUCCAGCUGGUCUUCCCCCUCUGUGUUCUCCAUGCUCCUCAAAAGGCUGACGCAGAGUUUUGGGGAGUGAGGGGACUCGCCUGAACAACAUGGGGAGAGGAAAAUGAUUUAUCUACCCACUUCUGUUGUAGUCCAGCAUAUACUGUUGAAUGGAGCUCCGUAAACCUCUGGAGAAUCUUUUUGUAGAAGGCAAAGUGAGAAGAGGAGGAGAUUAUGCAGGUCACCUUCUGUCAGCCAUUGGAUACAACCCUAGAAUUCCAAAGCUGCAAUCCUGUACAUGUUCUGAAGUAAGCCCCAAAAUAGUGGGGUUUGCUCUCCAGUAAGUGUAUUCAGGAUUGCAGCCUUGUUUAAGCUUCAGUAUCUCCUGUGUUAUAAAAUGUACACUUCUCAUUUCAGCAGUUUACAUGACACUGACUAAUCUUUUGCUCAGAUCUUUGGAUUCCGUUCCUCCAUCUGCCAUUGACCACUUCAGACAGGCAGCUGAACGGCUGAUAGAGGAAAAGGGGGCAGUGGAAGCUCUGGCUGCCGCACUGGCUCAUAUUUCUGGAGCUACUUCCAUUGAACAGCGUUCUUUGCUCAACUCGGAUGCGGUAAAUAUGGCAUGCAGUUGCAUAACAUUUAUAUAGUCUAAGAUCUAUUUUAAGGAUAAUCCUAGUCAAACUUUCCUGAAAGGACUCUCCAUUAUUUGGGUGAGAACACAGCAAAACUGCCACACCCAAAAGGUCACACACACACACCCCAACAUACUGAAUGUACCAAUACAUUUUCUUUUUGACAAAGGACUAGCCAGUGUGGUAUAAUGGUUAGAGUGUUGGACUGGGACCUGGGAGGCUUCAAGUCCCCACUCGGCCAUACAGUUCACUCAGCCUAGCCUACCUCACAGGGUUGUUGUGGGGAUUAAAUGGGAGAGGACCACAUACGCCACCUUGAAUUGGAGAAAAAGGUGGGAUAUAAAUGCAACAAACUUAAGUAAAUGAACAAAUAAUAUUUGAGCCAUAAUUAAGUGAUUGUGCAUGGGCCCUGUAAUUCCUUCUUUGGCAGGGAAUCUUUUCCUCCUACCGCCAAGGAUAAAUUGUAUAACUGGCCUCCCAAUGAGGAUGUAUUAAGGAUAUUAAAUAUAGAUUGGUUUUAUAAAAGCUAAACAGACUAUUUGGUAGUUUCACUGAAUUAUUGUGGAACCCUUUUUGUACCCUAUGUUGUUGUUUUUAUUAUUAUUAAUAAUAAUAAUCAAAUUCUUAUACCUCACCCUUUAUCUGUGGAUAUUAGGGCGGUUCACAGCAUAAAAAUACAAGAUAAAAACACAUAAUAAAAACAAGGAACAAAACAAUAACCCCAGCGCCCUCUCAAAAACACAAUAUAUAGGAUGUCAGUCAGCCAAAAGCCGGUUGAAUGGGAAUGUUUUCACUUGGUGCCUAAAGUUGUAUAAUGAAGGUGCCAGGAGAAUCUUCCACAAACAGAGAUUCGACAAAUCUUCCCAGUAUAAAGGCCCUGUCAUGCAUCACCCCCUAUCAGAUAGCCCCCGUUGACAACAACAACAACAAGGCCUUGCCUUAUUGUAAGGUCCAAAUAUGGUUGAUAUUGGGGAAGGUACUCUAUUAGAUACUUGGGCCCCAAGCCACUUGGGGCUUUAUAUAGGCUAGUACUCUACUAACACCUUGAAUUUGGCCUGGUAGUUCACUGACAGCCAGUGUGGUUCUUUCAGGACUGGUAGCACAUGUUCUUAUCAGGCUGCCCCACUUACAACCUAGCAGCCAUUAGUUGUAAUGUAAAGACCUUUAUCAAAAGCUCUUAACAAUUAACCGGUUAUAUCCCUCUGGUGUUACUGUAAAUGUCUAUUGCUGCUUGCUUUUUAAAAGGGUUUUGUGACCAUGACACUUCAGUGUUCAGUAGAAAUGCACACCAUUGGCUAUGCUUGGCGAGGUCUGAAAGAACAGCUGGGUGAGGACAUUGACAGCAAAGUGUCCCGAAUGCGCUUUCUUAAGGGGAAGACGGUAAGAAAUAUUGACCUAGACAUUUUGUAGGUAUUUGCUAGUUGAGCAUUUUAUAGUAUUUGUUUUUCCUCAUCUGUUCUGAUAACAUGCAAAGCACAGGUUUUGCACUUGAAAACCAAAAUGGUAUUGGUUAAAUGAUAUGAGGAUGAAUUUUAUAAUUAGAGUUAGUGUUGUCGUAGGAUAGAACAUAUUAUGUUGGAAAUAUGCAGAGUUGAAUCAUCACUUUUAUGUGGCUGUGAAUAAGGAUUACAGAGCAUGUUCUAACAUUCAUAAAAUGUUAGGUAGUAAGGGUUAUUUGAUCUGCUUUAUAAGUGAUGGAAUAAAAUACAAUCACUUCUUUGUGUAGACUUCAUAUUUUUGCAGGGAAUUUUUCAAGUACUGUACAGUUAUUACUUCUGGUUAAUGUUAAUGGCUGACAAAUCCUUUUCUCCUUCUUCAUUUGACUUGUGUUUAGUUAUUAAAAAACCAGCCAUCUGUGUUUAUCCUCAUCAAACUAGUAGCCUUUUCUGGUUCUUAAUGCUGGUCUGUAAAAUACUUGGCCUUCGCCGGUACCUGAACUAUUCACUUAGACGCUGCUCUAUAAUUUUUUUGUACAAAUCAAAUGCCGGCACUUUGUCAGGCACUUACUGUUGCAUCUUAAUAUGUGAACUAAUAAGUUUGCCUUCUUCAAAGUGUUGCAGAUUUCUUUGUUUAAUGCCUGACGGUCAGUGUCUCUCUCUUGUAUUCAGGGUGUGUGCUUUGAUAUUCCUGUUGCUGAACUAAAUAAAGUACAGGUGAGAAAUUGCUACUUAAUGGAUUUUUAAGUUUUUUCCACUUUAUUAUUAAUACAUAAAUGAAGAAAUACGACCUGCUAUCACUAUAAACACAUUAAAUUGGAAAUGUUGCAUUUUAGGAAGGAAGAAAUUGGUUUUAAGAAAUUUAAUCAAGGGGUGAAAUGGAACCUGAUAGUUUCUACUCUUUUUUAUCAUUAAAUACUUGUCUGAGAUUCCAUUCCAUUCAGAGCAACACCAUCAUGUGGUUAAAACAUGUAUUUUAUCAGAUUAUUUCAGUGGCUGAAUAACAUUUAUAAAGUGUUAUCUAAACCAUUGUUUCCCAAACUUGUGUUUCCAGCUGUUUUUGAUCUAAAGUUCCCAUCAUCCCUGGCCACUGGUCUUGCUUGCUAGGGAUGAUGGGAGUUGUAGUUCAAAAGCAGCUGGAAACAAGUUUGGGAAACUGAUCUAAACACUAGUUAAAGUAAGAAACAUGGCUUCUUUUUUUACAGAAAUGCUCGCUUUUGGAAGUUUUGUUACCUUGAGGUGUCAAGAGGCAAUAUAACAAUACUUUUCUUAACUUACUUUGAUGCCGGGGGGGUGUGUGGAAUCUUCCAUGUAGCUCAGAAAACUUCUAUCCCUUUAUUUUAUGUGAUGUUUGCAAAUACUGGUUUGUAAAUUCAGUGCCGAUUGUAGAGAUAACAUAUAUAUAUAUAUAUUUAUUAAAUCUGCAUUAGCAUACAGCCAUAGCAAAAUAAGACAAUACAAAAAAUGUUGGGGACAAGCAACCAAGCAAAAUUCAAAGCGAUAUUGCUGGCGUAAUGACAUUUAAAACACCCUAAGACAAUAAUACAAAGAUUUGGUUGCCAGCACCAAAAACUAGUAUGCGGAUAUAAAUAAAGCAUAAAAUGGCCCCAAAAUAGGCUCAGCACAUUGAGUUAAAAAGGUAAUAAAAGAAUUAAACAGGUCCAGGACUAGGGCACACUACCCUGUCAGAGUAGCCCUGAGUUUCAGAGCCUGCACUAUGAAGAUUGCCACCCCACGUGAAAUUUGGGGAUUUGCGUCCACAAGAAGUGCUUUCAGACAGUCUUCCUUAGAUGAAAUGGAGGACGGGAUCAAGAGGAGGAGCUUAGGUCUUAUUGGGUCAUAAAUAGGGCAGUAGAAAAAGAAAUGUAUGAAGUCCUCUACUUCAUUCAUUGUGCAUGGACAUAGACGCUGAGUAAUAGGGGUCUUAGAGUAGGUCCCCUGCAAGAAGGCCGUGGGUAUAGAAUGAAAACGGGCCAUUGUAAACGCUCUUCUCAAAUUGGGCUCCGUCAGGUCUAUCAAGUAGUUGGCAAGUGAUCUUACCACUUUCACUUUAGGGAGCCACAUGGAGAGGCGAGCUGAGGUGGACUGUGCCCGGUCCAUGGCCUCAUCUCUUAUAAGAAUCCAGUCCCGGAUUUUAUGUUGGUCCCAAGAUGACAACGUGUCGAAUUCUGGGAGGGAGUAGCGUACAGUAAUAGUCUCCAUGGCCUUGGACCAUUUGUUGGAGUGAGAACAAGUUAAAAAGGCUUGCCUGGCUAGUAGGGAACCUGGGGCAUUGAUUAAUUUGCAAUAAAAACUAAUAAUUCUAAUAUGGGCUCUCGCAACAAUGGAGGGGAGGCCCAGUUCUGUUCUUAACUGAGCAGCAACCGAGCCCUUGGGGAGACCCAGUAUCUUUCGUGCAAAAGAGUUUUGUAGAAUCUCCAGCCGUUGAAGUGUUUUUAAAUUCCACCCCCAGAUUUCAACCCCAUACAGUAGCAUCGGGAGGACUUUGCUAAUAAAUGCUUUUCUGAUUGGUGGAACCAACUGGCCGCCUUUUGCAUAGAAGAAUUUCUCCAAGGCUUUGAUGGUUCUACGGGCAGCCAGGAUGGUCAUAUUUAGGUGAGCUGACCAGCUAAGCCCAUGCUGAAAAGUGAUUCCCAAAUACUUGAAAGCUGAGCAAUAUUCAAUAGAGUGGCCCUCAAAGUUCCAGAAUGACUUCCGAGUUUUCGUGCCAAAAGUAAGAAUUUUGGUUUUGGCGAAAUUGAUUUUGAGGGAAUUGGUAUCACAAUAUGUCAUGAGCCCUCUGAGCAUGUUGUUUAAGCCCUGCUUGGUUAAAGACAGUAUCACCAUGUCGUCCGCAUAGAGUAAUAUGGGGAUCUUGAGCUGUUGUAGAGAGGGGGCAGAUUGAUUUAGGGCCUGCAUAGUUGUAACGAUGUCGUUGAUAUAGAAAUUGAAUAGAAAAGGGGCCAAGAGGCAGCCCUGUUUGACCCCUUUAUUCAGAGGGAAAGAAUCAGAAAGAGCUCCCAGGGGGCCGAAUUUUACUCUGGCCGAUAUGUCAUUGUGAAUUUCCAUAAGAAGAAGGAGGAGUCUCUUAUCUAUGUUGGUGUAACUAAGCUUCUGCCAUAGCCUAUCUCUGGGAAUGGAGUCAAAAGCGGCGGUCAGGUCCACAAAAGCCGCGUGUAGUUUGCAGUUAAACCUGUUUAGGUAUUUAUCAAUCAGGGUAAAUAGAACAAGACAUUGGCCAGAUGUACUGUGACCUUUACGGAAGCCAGCCUGUUCCGGGUGGAAUAGCUUUGUUUCUUCUGCCCACUCGAUUAAUUUCUCUAGCAAGAAUCUAGAGUAAACCUUGUAUGAUAUGUCUAGCAGGCUGAUGGGUCGAUAGUUACGCGGAUCUUGUGGGUCCCCCUUUGUAUGUAUUGGGAUGACUAUGCUCUGUUUCCAAUUUGGCGGGAUCUUAAGAGUGGCAUUAAUAGUGGUAAAGAGAGAUGCAAAAAUAGGGGCCCACCACAUCUGGUUCGAUAAGAAUACCUCGGGUGGAAUCAUAUCCUCCCCCGGGGAUUUAUCCCCUGAUAACAUGCUAAUUAGUUGUACACAUCUCUCUGGGGAGACUGGCUCCCAGGUGGGCAAGGGAGAUGCAGGAAGAGUGGAAACUGCGUUUACGUCGGAAUCUGGGGCAGAAUACAGCUGAGCAAAGUGAGAGUGCCAACUGGCUGCUGUGAUGUUAUUAACGAUGAAUGAGGGGGGUCUUAAACCUGCAUUAAUUAAAUUCCAGAAUUUCUUGUCGUCACGGGUUUUAAUGGCCACUGACAAUGCCGUCCAGCGUUCUUUCGCAAAGAUCAAUUUCUUAUGUUGGAGCAACUUCUUGUAGUAAGAACGGAAUUGGGCUAACUCCCUGAUUUUGCUCUGGGUGCUGUCUGAUUUCAUAUCAGACUGAAGAAAUCUAAGCCUACUUCUGCACUGUUUGCAUUCUUGGUCGAACCAAGUUUGGUUCUUCCAGGUUAGACUCGCACGGGAGGGUUUCGUAAGUGUUGGGAGCAAGUAGGCUAGAAUUUGUUGGAAACUUGAGAAAUGAUUCACAUUCAUUGUUACCAGCUGAGCUUUCAGGGCUAGGAUCUCAGGGGAAUUUAGGAGGACUUUUAUGUCUUGCUCCAAAUAGAUAUCCCACUUCUUACGACCGGGGCUAAGGUCAGUGAAUCCUGGUGGGGAGUGAGCUGGGGAGCCCCAGCUGUGUGUGGUGGAAGGAGAUGGCAAUAGGAAGGUGGUCACUUUCGGUUCUGUUGAACACAUUGAAACAAUAUGCCUUAUCAUUAAGUGCCGAAAAGGACCAGAUAUAAUCUAUAACGCUUGCCCCUCUAGAUCCUAGAAAAGUAUAGUAUCCCCGGACCAGUCUUUGGGUGUACCAUGCAAGCUGUGCAGCCCGCAGUUAAUGGUAAACUCCAACAGUAUGAUGCCAGCCCUAUUAAUGGUCUUGUCAUGUGAAUUCCACGUAGGAAACCACUCCUCUUCUAUGAAUAGUUGCGACUUAUCGGUGAAUGAGCUUAUAUCUGCUCCGAUUCUGGCAUUAAAGUCCCCCAUUAUGAGGAUCUCUGACUUUGGGAAUUCAGCCACAGAUUUAUCAAGGAUAAAUCUUAGAUCCUCCCAAAACCGAUUUGUAUGGGAAGAGGAGUAGGUAGAUGGAUUGUACAAAUUAACACAUAUGAAGUCCCCAACCGGGCUGUUAGUGAUGUGCAAAGUUUGAAUACAAUUACUCUCUAACCAAAGGAGAGGAGAGAUAUUAAGAUGAAGCUCCUGCGAAACAAAUGUUACCAGGCCUCCACUAGGGCGCCCAUACAAAUGUGUUUUGGUCGCAGGAAUCACAAAAGCAUCAUAGCCCAGUAGGGAAGGGGGGGGUGACGAUUCUAAGCACCAGGUCUCUUGUAUACCCAUAAUCUGGAAUUUCGCUAAAAACUCUAUCAUAUCCCCGCCAUCCUGUUUGGACGUCCAUCCCGCCACGUUCCAGGAUAGCACAUUGAAGCAGUUUGGGGAGGGACUAUGUGCUAGUCAGAUACUCUGGUUGCUGGUGGAAGAAGCAUUGCCAAGGGUCUGAGACCGCGCCAGGCGUGAUACAGCCGAAGGUAUCGAAGGGGUGGUAAUUUGAUUGAUGUGGCCAGCAGGGUCUUCAAUAAAGCCUGAGCUGUCUCUUUGCACAGUGGCUUCCUUAACGUUUAUAUAUUGGCUUGAAGAGGUUACGGAUACAAGAGGAUCUACCAAGCGAGGUUGACUGACAGAGGACGAGGAUAUACAGUCAUCUGCCUGGACCGCACUGAAUGAGGACUCCAGGUCAGGCAUGGAAGAAUAGGACAUUGACAGAUUACCUGGAUGAAUGGUGUUUGGCAUAUUGCUCUUUAAGGCGAGGGACGAGGUAGUUGAUUGCAAAUCUAUUAGUAGAGGUGAAGAGGAUCUGCGUUGCGACGGUGUAUGAGGAGCUUCCGCCAGACAGACUGCCAUAUCAUCCGUUAUUGGAGUCCCAGUGAUUGGCAGGGGUUUCUGGGGUGUUAGCCCCUUCAUGACUGCGUUCCUUUGAUUUAAUAGGUUGCUAUGACCAGGUUUUGAAGAGAUUUUCUCUUGAAGUACAUGUGUAAGUUGCUGCUUGAGUGUAUCAAGCCUGUUUAUAACUUCCUGCUGUUCUACUAAUGGCAACUCGCCGUAGGAUGAAAUAAGGUCCCUCUCCUCUGAGGAAGCCAGAUGACUGGGUCCGCUUUGGUCAUGCUUCUCUGUUGCUGGAGUAGAUAAACCAGGAAGCUUGGGCUGAGAGGGAGGGUGAGGUUCCUGGGUGGACGGCUUGAGUUUCAAGACUAUGUCGCGCCUGUCUGGCGAGCGGAUACCUUUUUGUACGAUGCUACGGAAAAGAGGUUUAGUCCUGGUAUCAUUAAAGACUCUCGUUGGGAAGAUGCCCCAGGAGGCCAAUAACGCUUUGCGCCUAACCAGUAUGGAGGGAAUUUUUGGUGACUGGAAGGAGAGCAGUACUUUUUGGAACCGAUGGUGGUAGUAUAAAGGUUUCACUGUACUGAGAUCUAUUAGCGGAGGCCUAAUCUGAAGGAGUUGCCUUAGAUGAUCUUUGACCUCUCUCGGGUUAAUCCACCUUGGGGCCCUGGGGUCACUGCUGCGUAUAGUUAGACAUAUUUUGUUUGGUUGUAAGAUCAGAGAUUGAAAGUCCAGUUGAGAUUUUAGGAGAUGAACACCAGUACCACUUUCAUGUCUAACAGGGAGGUACACCACUGUCUCUUUAAAUCCCUCGGAGGCAGAGUGAGGUUGUGCUGCAGCUCCAGCAAAUGGGCCUCAAGCUUUUGGUGGAGAUUAUUCACCUGCAUGGAGAUCCCAUUUAUGCUCUUAAAGAUGCAGCGCAGGGUCCUGGUUAUUAAUUGGAAGUGCUCGAAUCCCAAACCAUCGCCCAGGGCCAACUCGGACUCUCCCCUCGAGGCGACUCCCACUUCUCCGCCAUCAUCAUUAGCAUUCCUCGUUGCCCUCGAUUACAACCCCUCAUCCUCUACAUAGGGGUCGAGUUCAAUCAAAGGAUCAAAACGAUUGUGAGUUUCAACCGUGUAGCUAUCUUCCUUGUUAUUUCUGCUACAGUUAAGAAAGAAGGAAUCAAUCUUAGACUGUUUGGGCCUCGGGGGAGGCAUUGCCUCAUCCAGGUCCCUUGGCCGCUUGCCAUGGCCCAUAGUGGAGAUUAGGAGAGAUAUCCGCAAUAAUUGGAAUUGUCUUAAUGCACCUUAGAGAGUAUUGCGGGAGGCAGAGGAGUGGUGAGCGAAGAAAAUAAGAUAAAGUUCGUUGCUUACUUACAAUUCUCAAUCAAUUGUCCACAAGUACAUGAAGAUACAAUCCUAAUUUGAAGCGUUCAAGGAAGUUCUGGUGAAGGCUUCUCUGCCUUCCUCCCAGGGAGCGACAAUUGUAGCCAGUAGACAAAACUGCAAGUCAGUCACAGAGGCAGGCUUCAACGGGCGUCCAUUGUUGGGGUAAAUCAGGUUGAGCAGUAAAACAAUAAAACAAUAAACCAAAAACAAGGAGAGGUGGUAAGGCAGCCAGGAAGGUGUUAAAAAUGUGAGAUUAGAAUCAGGAUGUGGCUAAAACUACUUAAAAACUACUUAAAAACUACUUAAAAGCUUAACUGAAGGCAGGAGCUCUAACUAUGCUGCUGUCUCAGUCGCCAUCUUGGCUAUUCAAUCGUAGAGAUAACAAAAAAAUUGUUUUUUAUUAGCAAACAUGGCAGGAUACAAGACGCUGGCAACUUUCUGUGGCAACGGAAUUGCCCGAGCUUGAAGAAUCACGUGACAGCGGCCGAAGUGGUGGCUCGGAUUUCAGGAAUGGAAGGCGAGGUGGCGGCUCCAACAGGCAUGACCGAUUCAGAAACAGGGGCCAAAAAAGAAGCCAUAGCCGGGCUUUUUGA
Messenger RNA from Podarcis lilfordi (Lilford's wall lizard), 18975 nucleotides. Lineage: Eukaryota; Metazoa; Chordata; Lepidosauria; Squamata; Lacertidae. The record is from the annotation of a GenBank genome assembly.